GGCGUUGACGAUAGCACUAUUGUGUUCACCAACUUCACCACCUGUAUUCUAAAUAAUAUUAUGUAAUAUACAUGUGACGAUAUAUAUAUAUAUAUAUAUAUAUAUAUCGUCACAAACAGAUAUAUCUAUAUAUAUAUAUAGAGUUUUCCAUCUGGUGUGGGCCUGUAGAGUCAUGGCGGAGGCAAAAGGUUCUUGCAAACAGGACGGCGAGGACUUGUGCUCUGAUUGUCACAGCAGCAGCGGCGGCAGCGGCAACAGCGGUGGCAAUGACAGCGGCGGUGGGGACCACCACCAUCCCCCGGCACAUGGAACUGUCAGGCCGGCCGUCACCGAUGUUAGGUUGAGCGAGAAGGAUCCCGACGAUCACGUCGGUUAUUCCGGCUCCAGGCACGGCGAAGAACUUCUCCGGGAAAGCUAUGGCUAUGGCGAGGUUGCGGACGUGAUGGACGUCAUCAAGCUGGUGCGGCAGAAAAUUACGGAAGGGCAGGUUGGAAUCCGGUCUGCCAUGCAGGUUGUGGAGAACGCGUUCAGAACCUGGCGCCGGGUCGGGAACGGCGGUGAAACUCCCCAAGUUGCGUUGUUUCUUACAGAGUUAUGGCGGGGGGUAUUUAUGCCCAAGCCAUGGGAGAAGCGGGCCGUGUUUUCGUCACCGGAUUCGCUUGAGCAGACCCUGUCACCUUCUUCGUCCUUCAACGAAGUAGAAGCAGCAUUUUGUGAGUGCUUCGUGCAGAGGUACAGGCAGCCAUACGCGCCGUCGGGCAGAAUGAACGCACUGCGAACACUCCUUCGCCUCAUUGACAAGGCCUGCGACAGCAACCUCCUCUACCUUCUUCCCCUAAGAGCCGUUGCACUGCUAGACAUACAGAUGCUUUGCUACUGUCGGAAUCAGCGCGACCAAGAAUGGGAGGUGGAGAGUGGAAUGCUCGAUGCCUACGACCCCGACGACAGCGGCGUGCCGACGAGGACCUCGGGCGAGAUGUGGAAACGACUAUCAUCGUUUUCACACUCCGACGUCGUUGAGCUUAUCCAGCCGUCAGAUUCCGACGCCGUGGACCUUUCGCAGCCUCCUCCGCACCUUGCGGAAGGAGAUACUACAGCUCCAACCGCCUCGCGGUCUCCAGAAGAGUUACGGCUGAUGAGCGUUGAGUUGAGCGUACGCCAGCAGCUCUUCGGAAUCUGCAAGGCUAUGGAAUUCACCUGCGCAAGUAAGCUCGCUCGAGUUUUCAGCUCUAGGACCCCCAAUCUUGUGCUACGGGCUAUUCGAGCUACCGAGGAGCGAAUUGCUGAGGCUGAGAGGCUGGGUCUGCAAGAGGAGGUUUUCCUAGGACUUUACGAUCUGGCGCUGCUAGGCAGUGAGGAGACUGAGACAGGCGAAUGGACGACCCGAAGGUGCACGGCUCUUUUCAUAAGAGUCAUAUGCUUCUGUAAUGUCAAGGGGUAUCAUGACUGGGGGGUGCUGGCUUACCGCAAGAUGUGGCUCGUUCGGCAAUCCGCCGCAGACGCAGUUCAUCUCGAUCGCAUGAGGUGUCGGAGUCCAGUCUUGAGGUAUGCCCGGAGACUGGUAGACAACAAUCCCGACUGCAUGAAGGCUUUGCUCACGGAGUUAAAAUUAGCUGCCGACGUGGCUGCCAGCCUCUUUGCUCUUCAGCUUCAUGAAAGGUCCAAGUCGGAGCUGAAGAACGCCUUGAGACUCUUCAACUACAUUUCCCAUGCCUUUGGGGACUCUUCCACGUGGUACUCGUUGGAAGACACCGUCUUCCGUUGGGCAGAGUGCAAUGAGUGCCUCGGUGGGGUGUCGAGAGACCAUGGUAUGUUCAGAGAGAGUCUUAAAUUCUAUCAGAAUAGCCGAGAAGCUUGGGAGAAGCUGCACCAGCUAACUUUAUUUCGAGAAACAUGUUUGUUGAUUGAGGAAUCGCACCCAAUCCCAGGUGGCAGGGACCCUGAGGAGCUGCUGGGCAAGGCCAUCGAGAAUCUCCAUGAGAUGAAGAGGAGAGGGGUGACCGCCGCGGAUGAGGUAGACAUGACCACGGUGGAUGAUUUAAUACGCCGGCUCAAUCUGAGGAUGCGAUUAAAAUGUAUAAGACGGAGAGUGCGAUUGCUCAGCAGUGCGCGAGAGGCGACCCCGAUGGACGUAAAGGAGGAGGUGAUGGUCCUGGCCUCUGGUGAGGAACACAAAGUAGUGGGGAUUGUCGCUCGUCUCCAUGAUGUGAUCGAGGAAAAGGAGAUAGCUGCGCAGUUGAGAAUGGUGGGCCUGACUCUCUUCAAAGAGCAGCAGAGGGCUUCAGGGAAGUUCUCGGAGGUAUAUCAGUCACAAUAUGGAGAGACAGAAGCAGCUCAAUUCCGUAGUGUGCAGAUGGACUGCAUAACUCGGCGUAGAAUUUCCGAUUCCUUUGUCUGGAGUGAAUGGUCUCGUCAUGGGUUCCUCUCCACUGUCCUGAUGGAUGUAAAGACCGAGAGUCCUUCCGCCGAUGGUGCUGGCAGCAGCAACAGCAGCAGUAGCAGCAGCAGCAGCAGCAGCAGCAGCAGCAGCAGCAGCAGCAGCAGCAGCGACAGCAGCAGCAGCAGCAGCAGCGGCAGCGGCAGCAGCAGCAGCAGUACCAGCGACAACAGCAGUAGCGGCAGCAGCAGUAGCAGUAGCAGUAGCAGCAGCGGCAGCAGCAGUAGCAGUAGUGGCAGCAGCAGUGGCAGCAGCAGUAGCAGUAGCAGUAGCAGCAGCAGCAGCGGCGGCAGCACUAGCAGCACCACUAGCAGCAGCAGCAGCAGUAGGGAUGCCAGUAGCAGCAGCAGCAGUAGCAGCAGCAGCAGCAGCAGCGGCUACAGCUCAAACGAGUGUUCUUUUAAGUGUGAGUCGGGAGUACAAUCAUUAUACAAGAAAUACAAAAGUGUCUCCCCAGGGGCUCCUAUGCGUGAGGCGCUGAAUUACAGAAGCAUUCUCGCCGAGCGUUUCGAGUCGUACAAGUGUACGACACUGAGAAUGAUCAUGGCGGGUUGCCGCCUGUGUGGCCCAAGGACAACGCUGAUCGAGUAUCAUUACACCGCACCAGACAUUGGAAAGGAAUCCGAUUCCGAGGAGCUUCUGAUCUAUGUCAUUACCAUCGAGGAUCGCAAGCUGGCGUGCGCUCACUUAAGGUACAAAAUGUCGGAUGGUGUGCAAUUCCACUUGCAGCGGCUGAAAGAACUGAUGGAGUCGCAUCCUUCGGGACGUGCAGGUUGUUCUUCGUGCGAUUCUUUCGAUCUUUUACAGCAGCCGACCGCUGCCGAUUCCGUAUCGUCGGAUUCUGCGCCACACUCGGGCUGCUCGGCAUCCAGUUGUCAUCAGCAGCAGGCCGCUAUGGCAACCUCCAGUAAAGGAGAGGGAUCCCGACGUGAGCAUCCACCCAGUUGCGAUCUUCCAUCGAACGUCCAGAGGCUUAGUAGUAGGACAGAAGAGCUAGAAAGGCCAGCAGGUCGACAGCAGGUUGAAGGGAAUCAUCAUCCAGCGUGGUCCAAUCAAGAAGACAAGGGAUGUCGACGGAAGGCGCAUCGCGGUCCCUGUUUCUCGAAGAAUGCCGCCAGGACAGCAGCCACGAAGGAGGCGCAAGAACAACGAGAGCGGCGACGAAUGAUGAGGAGCAUCCUAGAGAAGUUACACAGACUCCUGAUUGAACCCAUUAGGCAUUGCAUUCAGGACCUUUCCCCGGAUGACAAGCUCAUCAUCGUGCCGCAUGAUAUUCUGUGGGGAGUCCCCUUUGCCAUGUUACGGGACCCUCGACGACGCUCGCGGUCAAAUAAGCCGCAUCUAAUAGAGCGUCAUACGGUGGCGACUGUGCCUGGAGCUCAUCUUCUUCCUCUGCUUAAGGAGAGAAGUGAAGAUCUGCUUAACAAGAUGAUGUGCCCUCCGUCUGUUCCCGCAUCCAACUCUGAAGGACUUGCUGCUGCUGCAGUCGGAGGGGGAACGAAAAGGGAGGAUCAUAGAGCUUGGAAGUCCCUCGUUGUUGGUAACCCCUUGGUUAUGUCGGAGGACUUUGAUGUGGACGAUAUUGCUUAUGCCGGAGAGGAGGCGCAGACAAUCCACGACAUGCUUCGACCUGGAACUGCCACACUUCUCAUUGGAAGCCAUGCCACCAAGACUCGAGUGAUGGAUGCACUCUCAUGCGGGGCUCCGCUUGCGCACUUCGCGGCGCAUCUGCAGGUUGGUUCUCCAAGGGAAAUAGGCGAUAGGAAAGAUGUAUAUGGUGCGGAGAUGGGGAUUAUGCCGCUUGCUCGUCACACUGAUGAUGGCCAUCACUCGCCGACUAGGGAAGGGGAGGCUGACAUGCAUAUCAUCAUCGACGACAAGUCCGCAAAAAAAAACAGACCAGGUGCAGAUGGAACUCCUCCUCCAUCUGCCAGCGAACCUGGUCCGGAGUUCUGGCCGUGGCCUUCGGAUGAAGCCACCAAGAAGGCAAGGCUGCGCCUCGCCAAUUCACAUCUCAAGGAGGGGGAAGCAACAUCAGAAUCAGAUCUCGAUAUGCUGCUGGAGGGUCUCUCAGACAUCGACCCUCUAUCUUAUGAUGACGGAACUUAUCAACGUCGUCACUUUCAUCCUACGGGUCUGUCAGCUGAAGAAAUUCUUGAGAGCUUCAAAAAUGACUUGAGAACUCUCCUGGUAGUCUUAGGCUGCUGUGACUCAUCCAAGGGUCGUCGUCACCCCGACGAAAUUCUGAAUUUUGCCAGGGCGUUCUAUGUUUCCGGAGUUCCUUGUGUGGUUUCAUCCCUUUGGAAAGUUGAUGAUGAGGCUACGUUUGCAUUCAUGGUCUCGUUUUACUGCGCUCUUCGUGAAGGAAAGGAUGUCUCCUCCUCUCUACGUGUUGCCAUGCUGAGAAUGCUAUAUGCUGGACGGUCAUUGCCGACAACUGACACCGCCUCCCCCUCCUGCGUCUCUCUGUGCCCAAUGGUUGUCUGCUCUUUCGCCUGUGAAACUAGGGACCAACCUGCUCAGGGCGAGGAUGACCAGGAUAGUUUUUCUGGUUCCAGUUAUGUGCCGCAACUAGACGAUGAUAGUAAUCUCCUUUGGCAUGAGGAAGAGGACCUCGUCCGUGCUUGGAAUCGUGCGACGAAAAUCCUUCUGCCGGAACUUCGCCGUUCGGUACCACCGAAUCCGAUUGCAGAAGAGGUAGAGGAUGAAGAGGAAGGGGAUUGGGAUCCUUCGGAAUGGGGAGCGUUUCUGGCGAUUGGGCUUCCCACUCUAAAGAUGCCAGACUGGUUGUUUGCAUCGUCAACACUAAAUACCUGAGGACAAGGACAGGAACUAUUUCGACAAUCUGUUUCGGGAUAAUGGCUGGAAACCGCCCAUGGCAAACACUUUUUUUUUUUUUUUUUUAAAUAAUUUGGACCAUUUCUCGAUUUAUGCGUGUCAUCCUUGCGCAGGGGCCAUGCUCUAAUCAUCUCUCUCUGUAUCGUUCCAAUUUUAACGGAUGUCCCGAAGGACCAAAAACCUUUUUGGUUUUGGGCUCCCAGACUUUUCCCGUGUGGCAAGAAAGGACUACCGGCAAAUGAAUCUGGCGCACAUAC
Molecule: messenger RNA, 5532 nt
Organism: Chara braunii
Lineage: Eukaryota; Viridiplantae; Streptophyta; Charophyceae; Charales; Characeae
Source: the annotation of a GenBank genome assembly